This is a messenger RNA of Podospora anserina S mat+, 1689 nucleotides long. RefSeq lists its product as uncharacterized. The transcript has 3 exons. NCBI's taxonomy places the organism in Eukaryota, Fungi, Ascomycota, Sordariomycetes, Sordariales, Podosporaceae. Gene Ontology annotation, biological process: DNA repair. The record is from RefSeq and is a predicted model, not a curated record. Gene Ontology annotation, cellular component: nucleus. Gene Ontology annotation, molecular function: DNA binding; catalytic activity. Bases 1 to 1689 code for a protein of 562 amino acids.
AUGCGUGGCAAUAAAGAGACAACAAUGGCACCUCAGUAUUCAGAUGCCACUGUGCAGCAGAAGAAGGAAAUCAACAAGGCAAAACAAUCGUCAAAGCAUACCUCUCACUUUUGGGAUGGUGACGAGGAUAUGAAUGGCGCGCCAGCCCCAGCCCCGGCAUCAUCUUUCCAGGCGUUUGUCAAGUUCGACGAGCUAGCGAAUAAGUUGCGUGAGGAGCUAUCGGCCCCUUUUGAACGGUUCGACAAAAUCGUUCAAGAACUCCAAAAAGAUCUUGGGAUCACCUCCAAAACAGCUAUGCCUUCCUCCUCAGACUGUCAAGCUGUUUCAGCGUCUAAAGAAACAACUGUCCCUGUCCCCUCAUUCCCAAGAAAAAACUUGAAGCAAGAGGCGCCGGCUAUGGCUCGCCAGACGCCCGUGCCGUUCCCGACAAUUCCAGGCAUCGACUUAGGUAACAACCUUCCCCAGCAUCGUGAAGUCCACUCGCUACUCUAUCCUCCUCUUCCCUCCCACGGCCCUGUUCCAGGCCAUAAACCUGGUUUACCUCACACCGAUUCCAAACCCAUCCAUUCCAACCCAUCAUCACCUCGCCACCGCGCGCGCACCCGAACCGAACAAGCCAUCAAGGCAACGAGCAGAACUAAAACCUCCCCCUUUUUUAGCACAAGUCCACCACCGUCACAAGAGCUUGUCCAAGAAAGACAAGAAGUCCAGCAACAAGAAACACCGCUCAUCAACCGCCCCCCAACUCCAAACCGGCCCCUCCGAAAACCGCCUCCCGGCGUGGUAUCCAGCCUCCCAAUCCCACCGUUGGGCGCCUCAAAGUUUGGUCUCAUUCAGGAAGAGCUAGCACACUCCCCUUUUCACCUGUUGGUCGCCGUGACUUUUUUGAUCAAAACCGCUGGGAGGAUCGCCAUCCCCGUGUUUUGGGAGUUGGUCAGACGGUUUCCGACGCCGGAAGAGUUGGCAAAGGAGGAGAAUAAGAAUGAGGUGGUGGAGUUGAUCAAGCCGCUGGGGUUGUCGGAGCACAGGUAUGCCAUCAUACAAAAGUAUGCAAGGGGGUUUGUGGAGAACCCGCCGGUGAGGGAGAGAAGGUAUGGGGUGAGGAACUAUCCUUCGGUCGAGGAUGGUAGGAAUGUUACAGCUGGGGAGGUUUUUGGAGCCGAGGAUUUUGACAAUGGUAAUUUUAAUGGGGAUGGUGGAGGGGGGCUUGAUGUGAUGGAUAUGGUAAAGGAUAGAAGGGAACGGGCGAUAGGGCAGGCUUGGGAGAUUGGGCAUUUGACGCAGGGUGCGUAUACGUUGGACUCGUGGAGGAUAUUUUGUAGGGAUGAGCUACUCGGUCGGGCGGAGGAUUGGACUGGGAAGGGGGGACGAGGGGAAGGGUUCCAGCCGGAGUGGAUGAGAGUGCUACCCAAGGAUAAGGAGCUGAGAGCUUGUUUGAGAUGGAUGUGGUACGUUAUACUUUAUUCCUUCUCUUGUUUUCCUGUGUUGUUUGUGACCUGGGGGUUCUGUGUCACACACGGGAUGCGGGAAGGAUGGGAAUGGGACCCGGUAACGGGUGAUCGAGAGCCUCUUCGUGCGGAGUUGCGAAGAGCAGUGGACGAGGGCCGGGUUGGGUAUGAUGAUAAUGGGAGUCUGGUGAUACUGAACUCGGAAUCUUCAGCAGGAGCUAUGCAGCAGGCACCUUCAUGA